Guillardia theta CCMP2712 is the source of this 960-nucleotide messenger RNA. RefSeq lists its product as hypothetical. Gene Ontology annotation, molecular function: rRNA (adenine) methyltransferase activity. NCBI's taxonomy places the organism in Eukaryota, Cryptophyceae, Pyrenomonadales, Geminigeraceae. The transcript is spliced from 9 exons. Gene Ontology annotation, cellular component: nucleolus. The coding region runs from base 1 to 960 and encodes 319 amino acids. The record is from RefSeq and is a predicted model, not a curated record.
AUGGUGGCAACCAUCGAACAAAGAGGACAACAAGGCAACGGGAAUCAUAACAGCUAUGAAGUGAUCUGGUGUCUUCGGCUAAGGGGGGGGAAGAUGCAACAAAGCAAAACAAGGGGAGAAAAGAAGCUCACAGGGGUGAAGAAACUGAGCGUGAAGAAAUCAAGACUGAAGGAGUCGGGAGGUAGCAAGCAGACGAAGGUCUCAGCGUCUAAGAGAGUCAGAAGCGACACAAGAGCGGGAAAGGAGAAUGUGUCCCUGAAGAGCGGAUUGAGAGCAGGGGCUGAAGGACCGAGGAGGAUGAGGAGGAGAGGGGGAAAGAGAGGUAAAACGCAAAGAAGAAAGCUAAGACUUCUGAAAGAGCAGGGAUUCUUCAAUCGUACCAAAGCCACCAACAUAAUCCAUCGCGUCCACCACCAGCAGAAGGUUCUUGCCACGGCAAGACGACGAGGACAGGCGGAGGAAGUGAAGAAGCUGAAGAAGAAGAUGGCAGAUGACAACUUGAUGCCUGAGUAUCAGUUUGGCGACCUUGACCUGCUGCUCUACACAAGCUUUUUCAAGAAGUGGAAGCAAGAAGAGAAGAAGAAGCGCUUCGACUGCAUUGCUCUUUGUCUUGUGCUCAACUUUGAAGGAGAUCCAAAGCUGAGGGGAAAGAUGUUGAUCGCAGCUACCAGCAUGCUGCGAGACCGAGGAAUAUUGCUUUUCUCCCUCCCUCGAAGUUGUACUUCGAACUCUCGAUUCUGUACCAAGGAGAUUCUGCUGGGACAACUGAAAGCAAUUGGACUGAAAGCUCUGCGCGCUAAGUCAACUACUAAACUUUCACUAUGGGUGCUGCAGAAGAGGAAAGAGAAGUUCUUGAGCUGGAAGAAAGAGAAGAAGAAGAACAAGAAGAUGAGUGAGGAGAAGAAAAUCAAAGUUCUGCGUCAGGGAGAGGGAAGAAACAAUUUCAAGAUUGUCUUUUGA